AUGUCGGAUUUGAACCAGAUUUCUCAAUUUGGCACCGAUGUUGACAAGUUGCCAUCUGCAGAAGCAAGAGCUCAACACUCAGAACCCUCUGUUGUAACUGGUGACAACACAUCUGCAAGCUUUCAUGGAAGCUCAAUCAGCAUAGAUGUCGGUCAAAGUAUAAAAGUUGUUCAAUCCAAGUUUCCAGAAGGCGAGUUCAUAUCAGGUGCAAUACUCACCUGGGAUCUCCCCAAAACCAGAAAGAAUGUCAAGAAGAUUCAAGUAAAAAUCGGUGAUAGUUCGGGUGAAGUUUGUCAUUCUCCAAUUCUGUCUAACUCUUCCAAGCAAUGGGGAAUUUAUGACGAGAAGCUUAAAUGUGGUAAAAUAUACCAUGCUACUAUCUACUGUACCUAUGAUAAAGAUGGCGAGUUCCAGCACCCUUGGGGAGAUAUAGAAUUCCAUACACGGCCAGCAAAGCCGAACGAAUUCACAAUUACAUGCAAAUCUGAUUCUUUUACUUUGAAAUGGUCAACGUCAACAGGAAAUUGUGACAGACACAUCGUUGAAAUCUUUGGCAUAGACAAACGUGCUUUGCUUGUCCGUAGGGAAGUUAAAGAUCUUGCGCAAGAUUGCAAGUUUGAUGUUGAUAACCAGAGGGAUAUCUAUCUUGGUAGACAAUACAAUUUCAAAGUCACUGCAUAUUAUAAAGAUCUAGAAAAUCCAUCCAAAAUGAAGAAAUUAUUUGUUGGUGAUGAGAAUGGUCCCCGAGAAGUGAGAGCAGAAUUUAUUGGAAAUACAAACGAUGUUGAAUUGACAUGGAAGCGUCCUAAUGGAAUUUCCGGGAUUCCGACAGUAAACUACAUUGUUGAAGUGUUAAAGGAGAAUGUAUAUUUCAAAGAUAUCAAAACUACCAAAACAAAAUGCAAAAUUGAUGGGUUGAAACAGGGAACAUCUUACACGUUCCAAGUUGCAAUAAAAAACUCAAAUGAGACAACAAGUUUGUGGAUUGUAUCCAAUACAUUGAAGACAAAAUUGAAUGCUGUUAAAGUGGAAAAUUUCAAUAUUCAAAGAGGAUCCGAAGAUCCUGCUACAACACUUUAUUGUACUUGGAAUCUUCCACCAGGAGUGGAUGGUUUUAAACUGCGGUAUCAGCGAGGAACAGAAGACACCUUUGUCAAGUGUUUGAAAAAAGAUUGCAAAGAGUAUGUUAUUGAAAAUCUUUUGCCAGACACCAGGUACACAGUUGAUAUUAAAGCUGAUAAAGAUGGAUAUGGUCCUUACACAACACCGGAAACUAUUAACACAGAUGUUGGGAAAGUUAGCAAAGCUUGGUUAAAACUGGACAAAGACAAGUUGGAUUCUGUGGUUGUUAAGUACAAUGAAGCAUUGAACGCUACAUCUCACCUCAUUCAGCUAUGGGAUUCCAGUGCAGAAGACAAACCGCAGGUUCGCACAGAUGAUGGUCUGUUCACUGAUUUAAAGAAUAAUUGUAGUUACUAUGCAAUAGUGACACCAAUGUAUGGACAGAAGAAAGGAAAAGAAAUGCAAACUGAGGAGAUUCUAACAGCACCUAAAGCUCCUCUGAUAAUGAAAAGCAACUUCAUACCGGAUGGAGAAAACCCAAGUUCAGUUUUCCAUCUCUCCUGGAAAUCCCAACCAAAUUGCUGUGAGGAAGAAACAUGA
Molecule: messenger RNA, 1662 nt
Organism: Styela clava
Lineage: Eukaryota; Metazoa; Chordata; Ascidiacea; Stolidobranchia; Styelidae
Source: RefSeq, a predicted model, not a curated record